This is a messenger RNA of Anneissia japonica, 2417 nucleotides long. RefSeq lists its product as uncharacterized. Bases 44 to 1477 code for a protein of 477 amino acids. The transcript is spliced from 2 exons. The record is from RefSeq and is a predicted model, not a curated record. Lineage: Eukaryota; Metazoa; Echinodermata; Crinoidea; Comatulida; Comatulidae.
UUAUUUAAUUAUAUUAAUUAUAUAGGCAAAAGAAAUUCCAAGUAUGUGCUUUGACAUAUUGAGUGGUCUUGCCAACUGCAAAAACCCUUUCCCUGUUAAAACAUGGAGAGAGUAUGUCCAGUAUGUCAAGGAUGAAAUUAUUCCAGAUAUAGGUGAAAAUGAAAGUGUGUUGCAGAACGCUACUGAGUAUCUGCAAAACAUAGGAGAAAUUUGUAUUUUGAAAGUACCUCAGAUUCAAGCUGCUGCAUCUGAAGACCCUGCUUCCCCUUCAGUUGAACUGGAUGACUUAAGACAAUCUCGCAUUGUUCUCAGGCCACAAUGGCUAUGCAGGAAUAUAUUUGGGCGACUUCUGGCACCAGACUGCUUCUCACACCGGCUGGUAAGUGUAGAUCCUAGUAAAGACACAUACUCAAAGGAGCAGAUGCACAAGGCAUUCAGUGGUGUUCUUAAUGGCGUAGAGAAACUUAUCGAGCUGCUUGUAAUCCUAGAGUUGUGCUACGAAAUAGAAGGGGAAGUGUUAAUUCCUUGUAAACUUGUCUCAGACAUGCCAUCCGAUGUCUGGAAGGUAGAUGCGACAACAGUAUCUUAUGGUCGUAGGAUCUGUUGUAAAAACACCGAGAUUGAUGGAUUUCCAAAAAGCUUCUUUCCGAAAAUUCACACAUCUCUUGCUAUUUAUCUGAGGAAGACCGGUGGUGAUGUAGUUCGAUGGAAAAAUGGACUGAAGGGAAGUCUUGAUGGUGUGGACUUCAUCAUCCAGAUGACACCCGAAUUACAAGCGGUGCAAAUUGUAGUUCAAAUCAUCCUUGAUGAUACCUACUGUCACAUCAGAAAGAUGCCACACCAGAAAUGUCUGAAGAAAUGUCAUCGUGCCCUCCUCCGACUUACCCAACAUGUGAAUUUCAUCAAAGAUGAAACUUGUCCUGGAACAGAGACAAUAUUCCGAUUCCUCAGUAGCAAAUCCUUACAAGGAUGUAGAGAUCCUUGUGCUAUUAAGCACACAUAUUCAAUUGAAGAUUUGCUAGAUGCUGAGGAGAAAAAACAAGGUUUAGUCAGCACACAUGACAUCCAAGAUUAUGUUCAUCAAAUAUUAAUCCCAGGAAGCAGCAAUGAAGUUCUUGACAAAUUGGGUGAGAAGAGCAAUGUUAAAUGGAUUCCAACGGACAUCCUUGCUGCUGUUGCAGAAAAACUUGACGAGAAACUAGACGAUAUGCAUGACUACCGAGCAUUUUCUGCAGUCAUUGGUUUGGAACAGAAGGGCAGAUCUUUGGAGGGCAAUUGUGAGAGCAUCACUAUAGCUCUCCUGAAUGAAUGGUGUGAGAAGAAAGAUUCCACCAUUCAAAGUCUGAGGGAAAUAUUGCAAAAGAAGCCGAUUGCUGACCGUUUAUCCAAGGAUCGAGGAGAUGUCGCAAGAAUACUUAACGGAAUAUUUCCAAUCAAUUCAGUUCCUCAGUCAAUGCAUAUUAAUAUGAGUGAAUAAGAAAAUUAUACAGAUCCCAAAAAAAACAAUUUUUUAUCCCAGGGUUAUCACCAAUAGAAGGAUUCAAUGGCUCUGGUUACUGUGGAUUGGAUGUAAGCACUAAAGCCAGACACCCACUGCAUCAUAUAAGACAUUUCCAUAGAAAACACAAAAGCAACAAAUUGCCGGGAGUGGAUCGAUUUUAAUGAAGAACCGCUCAGAUUGAUACCAACAGUCAGCAGACGUCCUGGCGUUGUCAAGCACUCACUAGAGCAGAGAUAGACACAUUGACCGUUGUACAUUGAAGUGUGUAACCACAUGAAGAUGAAACUACACCAUUUAGCCAAGAUUCAGUCCAAUGUUGUUUCUGCAAAUCUAAAUUAAAUUUAUAUAAAUGGACAAGAAAUACAGAUGAAUUGCUUACAAAGACAGUAAGAAUCCUGUUGUGUAAAUUUAAGGUGGAUAACACUAUUUAAGAAUUACUUGUAAAUGACUUUUUAAUUAAUAUUUAUAGUCAUUUGUAGAGCCAGUGUUCAUGCCAAAGAUGAGUAGAUUUGAUGGUAUGUAGACGAAGCAAUUAGAAUACUGAAAAUGUUAACAUAGUCUACCUUUGCUCAACAAUAAGAUGAAGAAUUCAACCAAAUUGCAAGUAAUCAGAAACUAUCACACAAUUGCAUUCCAUGGUGUCAUGGAUUUGUUUAUUCAUGCCAUGCUCAACAAUGAAGAUGAAGAAUUAAACUGCCACGUACACAAUUAGCACGAUUAUUUUCCCACGUUUUAAGAACAUUUUAUUUGUGGUAACAUUGUUAUCUAAAAAGAUUUUUUUCGUAUAAUUAUCCACCUAAACACUUACUUUGUAGAAGUAAGCAAGGAAAAUAUUGGCCAUAUUCCACCUCUCAUAUGAAGGAUUAUGUGAGGAACUGAACUAUCAGACUCCUAUUAAACCUAACACUGACCAGGU